GCGACGCAAAGUUUCUUCCAACACGCACGAUUUUCCAGCCUGGCCUUUUUAAACCAAGCUUGUAGACACUCGGUACAGAUGGGAGAUAAAGAAAUGAGUUCCGGUAAGUCUGUGAAGACAAAACACACAGCCGUGAAAAACUUCGAGAGGUGGAAGAAGAAAUACGAGAGGACGAAAGCUAUAGUGAAGAGGAAGAGAGCGGCGGACAAGAAACCCGCGUGGCAAGUGGAGCAGGAGGACAUCAACAGACUCGUGAAGCGGUACGAACACAUCAGCACCAAGGACGUGCUCAAGUUUUCAGACUUCCCCAUCUCCAAGAAGACCCUGCUGGGUCUCCAGGAGCAUCAGUACCGACAGCCCACCGAGAUCCAGAAGCAGACCAUCGGCUUCGCUCUGCGAGGGAGAGAUGUCCUCGGCGCGGCCAAGACCGGCUCCGGGAAGACGCUAGCCUUCCUCAUCCCGGUGCUGGAAUGUCUGUACCGCCACCAGUGGACUUCCAUGGACGGUCUUGGAGCCCUCAUCAUAUCCCCCACUCGAGAACUGGCCUACCAGACUUUUGAAGUCCUCCGUAAAGUGGGCAAGAACCACGACUUCUCAGCAGGACUCGUCAUCGGCGGUAAGGACCUGAAAACCGAGUCAGAAAAGAUCGCUAACACCAACAUUGUGAUCUGCACCCCGGGUCGGAUGCUCCAGCACAUGGACCAGACCGCCACCUUUCAAGCUACCAGCCUGUUCAUGUUAGUCCUGGACGAGGCGGACCGGAUCCUGGACCUGGGCUUUGCAGACACGCUUAAUGCUAUAGUGGAGAACCUCCCCAAGACGAGGCAGACCCUGCUGUUCUCUGCAACCCAGACCAAGUCCGUGAAAGACCUGGCCCGGCUCAGCCUAAAGGAUCCGGAGUACGUCUGGGUCCACGAACAGGCCCGGUUCAGCACACCGGCUUCAUUGGAGCAGAACUACGUGGUGUGUGAGCUCCACCAGAAGGUCAACAUGCUCUACUCCUUCAUCAGGUCUCACCUGCACAAGAAGAUCAUCGUGUUCUUUGCCUGCUGUAAGGAGGUCCAGUACCUGUUCCGGGCCUUCUGCCGCCUCAGGCCCGGGACCCCCAUCAUGGCCCUGCACGGCAAGCAGCAGCAGAUGAAGCGGGUGGAGGUCUACAACAUGUUCCUCAGGAAGCAGAACGCCGUGCUCUUCGCCACCGACAUCGCCGCCAGGGGCUUGGACUUCCCUGCGGUCCACUGGGUCCUGCAGGUGGACUGUCCAGAGGACGCGGACACCUACAUCCACAGGGUGGGCCGAACCGCCCGCUACAAGGAGGGAGGGGAAGCCCUGCUGCUUCUGCUGCCCUCCGAGGAGGACGCCAUGGUGGCCCAGCUGCAGGACAAGAAGGUCCCCAUCAACAAGAUCCAGGUGAACCCAGAGAAACUGCAGAACGUCCAGCAGAAGCUCCAGGCCUUCCUGGCCCAGGAGCAGGAGCAGAAAGAACGAGCCCAGAGGUGCUUCGUCUCCUACCUGCGCUCGGUCUACCUGAUGAAGAACAAAGACGUGUUUGACGUCUUUAAGCUCAACAUCGAGAACUACGCUCUGUCCCUGGGUCUCGCCGUGGCUCCCAGGGUCCGCUUCCUGCACAAAGCUCAGGCACAGAGGGCGGAGAAAGAAGAGAAGCCGUCUGAUGAAGAGGAGGAGCUCAGGAGAUUUAAGUCCCACUUGAGAGGACCGUCGCCUCAGGAGGACAGUCAGCCCAGCGAGGAUGACGACGACGAUGGCAGCGACGAAGAUGCGGAUCAGCCCUUUGCAGCCCAGCCCGGUGCGGACGACGAGGAAGAUCUCCGGGACUUGGAUCUGCUCACGGUGAAAAGGAAGGACGUCUUCAAUCUGGAUCAGGAUCAGCAGCAGGACGAGGAGCAGGCCAAGGCCUCCAAGAAAAAACUGGAAAAGGAAACAAAAUUUAAAGAAGCCAAAAAGCUCCUCAGGAGAAACUUCCAGGUGAACACUAAAGUGACGUUUGACGCUGAAGGACAGGCCGUGCAGCUGUGGCCCCCCGUGCAGCGGGCGGUGACUGACCAAGACCCUGACGAAGAGGACGAGGUUUCGGGCAUCAACGUGGAGAAGGCCAAGGAGAGGCUGAGGCGGGAGGAUGAGGAGUUUGACAAGGCAGAGUACAGACGCAGGGUGAAGGCCAAACAUCGAGAGAAGAGGCUGAAGGCCAAGGCAGCCAGGAGGGAGGCCAGCAAGCGCAGCCGUGGGGUCGACGAGGACGACGAGGAGGACGAAGUCGCAGCCUACCUGGCCAAUAACAGCGAAGACGAGUUUGACCCCAGCACACUGCCGGAUCCUGACCAGCAGCACUCCUCUGACCAGGAGGAAGAGGAGGAGAGGGAGGAGAAGAAGGAGUCAGCCAAACAGCAGCACAGCAGCGAUGAAGAGGAGGAGGAGGAUGACRGUGCAGCAUCCCUUUCCAAUAACAGUGAAGAUGAGUUUGACCCCAGCACACUGCCGGAUCCUGACCAGCAGCACUCCUCCUCYKMKGAGGAGGAAGAGGAGCAGCAGAGGGAGUCAGCCAAACGGAAGCACAGCAGAGAUAAAAAGGAGAAGCUUUCUUCAGGGAAGAGGAAGAAGAUGAAGAAGCAGGAGGAAGCACACGCUGCUUUGGACACGGGACUGUCUCUGGCUGAGGAUGAGGAGUUAGUUUUACAUCUGCUGGGGGGACGAAGGUAGAGACAAAAUGUCAAACCUGUGCAGACAUUAGCUUUUUGUUUCCCACCUGGACAAAUAUGGAGAAAGGAAAUUAGUCAUAAAUUAAUCUUAAAAUCAAAGUGAUGCAUGAUAAAGAUAUAAAAGUUUGUUCACAAUUAAAAUAAUGUAAAAAAAUCACUAAAUCUUUUCAUUUCUUGCUAAUUUAUAUAAGGACAAGUAUUAAAUACCACACUAUAACAUUUA
Molecule: messenger RNA, 2940 nt
Organism: Austrofundulus limnaeus
Lineage: Eukaryota; Metazoa; Chordata; Actinopteri; Cyprinodontiformes; Rivulidae
Gene: ddx10
Product: DEAD (Asp-Glu-Ala-Asp) box polypeptide 10
Exons: 2
Coding region: 79-2718 (879 amino acids)
Molecular function (GO): RNA helicase activity; nucleic acid binding; ATP binding
Source: RefSeq, a predicted model, not a curated record